AUGGACGUGGACGUGGACGUGGACGACGUGGACGUGGACGUGGACGUGGACGUGGACGUGGACAUGGACGUGGACGGGGUCGUGGACAUGGACGUGGACGUGGACGUAGACGUGGACGUGGACGUGGACAUGGACGUGGACGUGGAUGUGGACGUGGAGGACGUGGACGUGGACGUGGACGUGGACGUGGACGUGGACGUGGAGAACUUGGACGUGGACAUGGACGUGAACGUGGACGUGGACGUGGACGUGGAGGACUUGGACGUGGACAUGGACGUGGACGUGGAGUGGACGUGGACGUGGACGUGGACGUGGACGUGGACGUGGACAUGGACGUGGACAUGGACGUGGACGUGGACGUGGACAUGGACGUGGACAUGGACGUGGACGUGGACGUGGACGUGGACGUGGACGUGGAGUGGACAUGGAGUGGACGUGGACGUGGACAUGGACGUGGACGUGGACGUGGACGUGGACGUGGUCGUGGACGUAAAGGACGUGGACGUGAUCGUGGACGUGGACGUGGAGAACUUGGACGUGGACAUGGACGUGAACGUGGACGUGGACGUGGACGUGGACAUGGACCUGGACAUGGACGUGGACGUGGACAUGGACAUGGACGUGGACAUGGUCAUGGACGUGGACGUGGACGUGGACGUGGACGUGGAUGUGGACAUGGACGUGGACGUGAACAAGACGUGGACGUGGACUUGGAGUGGACGUGGACGUGGACAUGGACGUGGACGUGGACGUGGACGUGGACAUGGACGUGGACAUGGACGUGGACGUGGACGUGGACAUGGACGUGGACGUAGACGUAGACGUGGACGUGGAAGUGGACAUGGCAUGGACGUGGACGUGGACGUGGAGGACGUGGACGUGGACGUGGACGUGGACGUGGACGUGGAGAACUUGGACGUGGACAUGGACGUGAACGUGGACGUGGACGUGGACGUGGAGGACUUGGACGUGGACAUGGACGUGGACGUGGAGUGGACGUGGACGUGGACGUUGACGAGGACGUGGACGUGGACAUGGACGUGGACGUGGACGUGA
Messenger RNA from Closterium sp. NIES-65, 1056 nucleotides. The record is from the annotation of a GenBank genome assembly. NCBI's taxonomy places the organism in Eukaryota, Viridiplantae, Streptophyta, Zygnematophyceae, Desmidiales, Closteriaceae.